AUGCUAUUAAACUUGAACAUUGGUAGCCGGUCGUCUAAAAAUAAAGAUAAAGAGUGGUCCCAAGAUAAUGAUGGCAAAGAAAGAUCAGAAAAGGAUUCGAUAGCCGAAAAUUUAGAUUACUAUGAAAACUACAAGAAGAUUCUGGACGAGUUGCGAUAUGAAUUCAUGAAGAAGUGGAAAAUGAAACAUAUAAAUAAAGAUGUGAGUCUUGAUGACUUCCAAGUUCUACGAACUUUGGGAAUUGGUGCAUUUGGAAGAGUUAAGCUUAUUAAACACAAGCAAACCUCUACAUAUUAUGCUAUGAAAAUCCUAGAAAAACGUCAGCUGGUUAAAACAAAACAAAUUGAUCACACGAGAAAUGAGAAGCGAGUUCUUCAAUCAAUUGAUUAUCCUUUUGUUAUAACAUUGUCAUAUUUUUGCAAAGACAAUUCAUAUUUGUAUAUAAUAUUGCCAUUUAUAAAUGGUGGAGAAUUGUUUUCAUAUUUAAGACGAAAAGGUAAAUUUCCUGAACGACAAGCAAGAUUCUAUGCAGCUCAAGUGGUGCUUGCUUUGGAGUAUCUGCACUACUGUGGCUUAGUUUAUAGAGACUUGAAGCCUGAAAAUAUUUUGUUGGAUAGAGAAGGAUAUUUGAAACUGAUUGAUUUUGGUUUUUGCAAGUAUAUUGAAGGUAAAAGAACCUGGACUCUUUGUGGUACACCAGAAUACCUAGCACCAGAAGUCAUCCUAUCAAAAGGAUAUGGAAAAUCAGUUGAUUGGUGGAGUUUUGGUAUUUUAAUUUACGAAAUGAAUGCUGGAUAUGCACCAUUUUUUUCUCAUGAUCAAAUGAAAAUAUAUGAGAAGAUUGUCUUAGGAAAAUAUAAAUUCCCUGGUCAUUUUAAAGAAAAUUUGAAAAGUAUUGUCAGCAGCUUGCUGCAAACUGACUUGACCAGACGCUUUGGCAAUCUCAAAAAUGGUUCUUUGGAUAUUAAGAAGCAUGUAUGGUUUCAAACUAUCGACUGGGAUCGGGUUUACCAUCGAAAAAUCAAACCUUCUUAUAUACCUGUAUGUAAAAAAGACAGUGAUGCUAAUAACUUUGAUUUUUAUGAAGAAAAAGAUUUGAAAAUUGAUUCGAAAGAUCUUUAUCAUAAAGAAUUUGCUGAUUUUUAAUUUUAUUACCUUUGAGUUGUUGAAAAUAACGAUUAAGAGCAUCAUGACAACCAAGGACGCAAUAUAAUUCUUUUGGAGGUAGCAAUUCUUGGGUACCAUUCUGAAAAAAAGAUAUUUUUAUUCAAUUUUGGUAAUUAUAAUAAUUUAAAAGAUUUAAUUACUUACGCAUAUUGAUUGACAGCUAGUUUCUAAAGCUUGUUCCCAUGCUGUACAUCCUU
Molecule: messenger RNA, 1364 nt
Organism: Chelonus insularis
Lineage: Eukaryota; Metazoa; Arthropoda; Insecta; Hymenoptera; Braconidae
Product: cAMP-dependent protein kinase catalytic subunit beta-like
Exons: 1
Coding region: 1-1146 (381 amino acids)
Biological process (GO): protein phosphorylation
Cellular component (GO): nucleus
Molecular function (GO): ATP binding; protein serine/threonine kinase activity
Source: RefSeq, a predicted model, not a curated record